Arabidopsis arenosa is the source of this 649-nucleotide messenger RNA. Lineage: Eukaryota; Viridiplantae; Streptophyta; Magnoliopsida; Brassicales; Brassicaceae. The record is from the annotation of a GenBank genome assembly.
CACAGAUUUGUUGAUUCAAUCUUGUAAUUAGGGACUGAGCUUAGCCUUUAUCGUUUCCUUUCUUUAUUGUGUAAGUACUACUCUACACUCCUCUGUAUGUCUUCUUGCUUCACAUGUUUCCUUUUUUUCGCUUUUGUUCAAGCUUAGUCACAGAAGCGAUUUCGGAUUUGAGAUGGCCACAGAGCAGAGCGGAUUAGAAGAUCAGGAGAGCCAACCAAACCAAGUGGCUCCUGGUUUUGUAGGAGCAAUCGAAGAACAAUACAAGAAACUCAAAGAUCACGCCGAAGCUUAUCCAUAUGUUUGGGGUUCUUAUACUGUUGUCUACGGUGGUCUUUUCCUUUGGACAGCUUAUAGAUGGAGGAAACUUAGGAGAACCGAGGAUCGAGUUCGUGGUCUUCAGACAAAACUUCGGAAACUCGUUGAAGAUGAACAAGCAGCAGUAACAGCUUCUAAAUCUGCUCAAUCAAUGGACAAGUCUUCUUCAAUAUCUGACAAGAAAACGUCUUAAUUAGUGAUUUACAUUCAAAACCAUUGUCUUUGUUAGACUUUUGACAAGGUUAGUUUCCUCCAACCGAAUCAAUAUUCCCGGGGUUUAUCUGUUUUGUCACACUACUUGUGUUCUUUAUCCGCAUAAAAUUCAUGUACAUGA